AUGAUUAGAAAGCAAACUGUCACCAGAGGAGGGUCAUAUAGACCUUAUGACUCUGACAACCUGACAAAUGCAUAUUUGUCAGUUAUGCAAAGUGAGAUGUCCAUCAGGAAAGCUUCCAGAUUUUUUGGUGUUCCUUACACUACGUUGAAUGACAGGGUAGCAGGCAGAGUUGAUGUUGAUGUUAUAAAGUCUGGAACAUCUCCACUCUUUUCACAGGAGCAGGAGGCACUAUUAUCAGGACAUUUGAAGACAAUGUCUGAAAUAGGAUAUGGUUAUAGUAGGCAGGAAACAAUGAACUUGGCCACAGACUAUGCCAUCCACCUUGGAUUAAGAGGUAAAGAACAAAAACCUCUGACUGAUAAGUGGCUCUUCAAAUUCCUUGGCCGCUGGCCAGAGCUCAAAUUAAAGAAACCUCGUGCCCUUGAAAUAGCACGUGCUAAGAGUGCAACACGUAACGCUAUUGAUAAUUACUUUAAAAAUCUUAAACAAAUACUUGUUAAGUACAAUUUAUUAGAAAAUCCACAUCGUAUGUUCAAUAUAGAUGAAAAGGGUCUGUGCACUGAGCACAAACCCCCAAAGGUGGUUGCAGGGAAACAUAGAAAGACUCAGGCAGUUACAUCUAGCAAGUCCAAGAUAGUUACACUGAUUGGCUGUAUAAAUGGUGUUGGCCAGCAAGUGCCACCCUUCUUUGUUUUUCCAGGGGCUAGAAUGGUUGAUGGUCUGAUGGCAGGUGCCAGCCCUGGAGCUGCUGGAACAGUGACAGAAACUGGUUGGUCCAACACAGAUAUCUUCUGUCAGUUUAUGCAAGAUCAUCUUGUUAAGUACCUACCGGCUAGGGACAAAGAUAACCCUGUCUUAGUUUUAUAUGAUGGGCACAAGAGCCACUGCUCACUUGGACUAAUAGAAUGGGCAAAGUCUCAACACAUCAUUCUCUUUGUUUUGCCACCUCAUUGUUCACACAUACUCCAGCCUCUAGACGUAAGCUGCUUUGGGCCGUUUGAGGUAGCUUGGAAUGCGGCUUGUCAUAAGUAUAUGCGGGAGUCAGGUGGCUGCACAGUUACUAGGUAUGAUGUCUGCCACAUUGCCUGUAAAGUAUUUACAUCCACACUGACUGUGAACAACAUCACAUCAGCAUUCAGGAAGUGUGGUCUUUAUCCAUUCAAUGAUGAUGUUGUACCAGACCAUCAGAUAGCGCCAGCUACUUCAUUUUCGCAGGAGGCUAGACCAAUUCUUAGCAAACCGACAGCUGCAACAAAGUCAGCAGACAGUUUUCUCGUGGAAAAAGGUGGUCAAUUACUUAAAAAUGUUGAAACUGCAAAAAAAUCAAGAAAUACACUAAGCAAAGUAAUUGCAGGAAAACCAAUUACUGAAGAUGAUGUUGUAAAGAAACACAAAGAAAAUCAAACUUCGAAACAAAAGCCAUCUAAAUCAAAAUCUAGCAAAAUUGUAUUACAGAAACAAAAAACAAAAUCUCCUACACCUGGAACAUCAG
Molecule: messenger RNA, 1492 nt
Organism: Ruditapes philippinarum (Manila clam)
Lineage: Eukaryota; Metazoa; Mollusca; Bivalvia; Venerida; Veneridae
Exons: 2
Cellular component (GO): nucleus
Molecular function (GO): DNA binding
Source: RefSeq, a predicted model, not a curated record